AUGACAUCCGUAGGUGCAGCAGAAGCACUGCAAGCCACCGAUAAACUUGAAAAUUUAUUCUCAGACAACAGUUCUGCAGACGACACAGAUUUGGAUCAAGAGCAGAGUGUUACGCCACCGGCAAAACGUAGAAGGAAACUGCCACAAAAAACACAGGAAGCUAUUGAUCAAAUCAAGGAGACAAACAACGACGAAGAAUAUGAAGAAGAUGAAUUGUUAAAGAUCAGAUUAGACAGGCCAAGUGAUUUUAUCCCUGAUUCUGUCUCUCAUAUCUUCGCAAACAAUGAUUUCUCGUACCUAAGGUUGAAACCUGAUCACCCAGCACGUCCAAUUUGGAUUAGUCCUUCAGAUGGUAAGAUCUAUUUGGAAAGUUUUUCUCCGUUGUCCGAGCAAGCCCAGGACUUCUUAGUUACAAUUGCAGAACCUGUUAGCAGACCAAAUUUUAUGCAUGAAUAUAAAAUCACUACACAUUCAUUAUACGCUGCUGUUUCUGUUGGUUUAGAGACUGAUGAUAUUAUAUCGGUUUUGAAUAGGUUGUCGAAAGUGCCUGUGGCAACUUCAGUCGUUGAUUUCAUUAAAGCGGCUACUCACUCCUAUGGUAAGGUCAAAUUGGUUUUAAAGCACAAUAGAUAUUUUGUAGAAUCUUCUUCUGCCGAAAUUUUGAGAAUGUUAUUGAAGGAUGAUGUUAUUGGUAAGCUGAGAUUAGUACGCACUGAUGAACAAGAUACGGAUGCCUUGGUUCAAACUCAAGCCCCAACUCAAGGAGAUUUAGUCAUCCCUGGAACGAAAAAAAAUGGGAAGUCUGAAGACAAAGUACAACAAGGGGACGAUGCAGCUGGUGACGAUUCCAAAGGAGCCGAUGAAGUUGAAAAUAUUUAUGCUGACGUUAUUGCAGAGGCGGAGGACGAAAAUGCCGAUGAUACAGUUCAUUCUUUUGAGGUUGCGGCCGAAAAUGUCGAAACUGUCAAGAAAAGAUGUCAAGAGAUUGACUACCCAAUGCUAGAGGAAUACGAUUUUAGGAACGAUACACGUAACCCUGAUCUUGAGAUAGAUUUAAAGCCAUCCACCCAGAUUAGACCGUACCAAGAGAAAUCGUUGAGUAAAAUGUUUGGUAACGGCCGUGCGAGGUCUGGUAUCAUCGUGUUACCAUGUGGUGCUGGUAAAACCUUAGUUGGAAUUACUGCAGCAUGUACCAUUAGAAAAUCUGUCAUUGUUUUAUGUACAUCAUCGGUUUCUGUGAUGCAAUGGAGACAACAGUUUUUGCAAUGGUGUACUAUUCAACCAGAAAAUGUUGCCGUUUUCACUUCAGAGAAUAAGCAAAUGUUUCGAGGUGAAUCUGGUUUGGUGGUGUCGACAUACUCAAUGGUAGCAAAUACUAGAAACAGGUCGCAUGAUUCCCAAAAAGUGAUGGAUUUCUUAACUUCUAGGGAGUGGGGCUUUAUCAUUCUGGACGAGGUCCAUGUUGUUCCUGCAGCUAUGUUUAGAAGGGUUGUCACUGCGCUAGCCACCCAUGCGAAGCUAGGGUUAACUGCUACCUUAGUUAGAGAGGAUGAAAAAAUUUCAGAUCUUAAUUUUCUUAUUGGACCAAAAAUGUAUGAAGCAAACUGGAUGGAGUUAUCGCAAAAGGGGCAUAUUGCCAAAGUCCAAUGUGCUGAAGUUUGGUGCCCUAUGACAAGUGAAUUUUAUCAGGAAUAUCUAAGGGAGAACGCUCGGAAAAGAAUGCUAUUGUACAUCAUGAAUCCUACUAAAUUCCAAGCAUGUCAAUUCUUGAUACAGUAUCAUGAAAGCAGGGGAGAUAAAAUCAUUGUUUUUUCAGACAAUGUCUAUGCUUUACAAGAGUACGCUUUGAAGCUAGGCAAACCUUUCAUUUAUGGCUCAACACCACAACAAGAAAGAAUGAACAUUUUGCAGAACUUCCAGUAUAAUGAAAAGGUCAACACUAUUUUCCUAUCAAAGGUGGGUGAUACAUCUAUUGACUUACCUGAAGCAACAUGCUUAAUUCAGAUUUCCUCACAUUAUGGUUCAAGAAGACAGGAGGCACAACGUUUGGGUCGUAUCUUACGUGCCAAACGUAGAAAUGAUGAAGGUUUUAAUGCUUUUUUUUAUUCUUUAGUUUCCAAAGAUACACAAGAGAUGUAUUAUUCCACCAAGCGUCAGGCUUUCCUUGUUGACCAAGGUUAUGCAUUUAAGAUUAUCACGCAUUUGCAUGGCAUGGAAGAUUUACCAAACCUUGCAUAUGCAUCUCCCAAAGAACGUCGGGAGCUAUUACAAGAAGUCCUAUUGAAGAACGAGGAGGCGGCAGGUGUCGAGCUCGGGGAAGAUGCUGAUAAUUUAAUUGGACAUGGGGUCUCUAGAAAACUCAAAUCAAGUUCUACCAAAAACCAAGCGUCCAUGGCUGGUUUGGCUGGUGGUGAAGAUAUGGCUUAUGUUGAAUAUUCUAGAAGUAAGAAAAAUGAUGAAAUUUCACACCAUCCAUUUUUUGAAAAGAACUACUACAGAAGAAGAAAAAGGUAG
Messenger RNA from Pichia kudriavzevii, 2514 nucleotides. RefSeq lists its product as uncharacterized. Gene Ontology annotation, cellular component: nucleotide-excision repair factor 3 complex; transcription preinitiation complex; transcription factor TFIIH holo complex. The transcript has a single exon. The record is from RefSeq and is a predicted model, not a curated record. Gene Ontology annotation, biological process: nucleotide-excision repair; transcription initiation at RNA polymerase II promoter. Gene Ontology annotation, molecular function: hydrolase activity; DNA binding; ATP binding. Bases 1 to 2514 code for a protein of 837 amino acids. NCBI's taxonomy places the organism in Eukaryota, Fungi, Ascomycota, Pichiomycetes, Pichiales, Pichiaceae.